Messenger RNA from Cynara cardunculus var. scolymus (artichoke), 1694 nucleotides. RefSeq names its product RNA-binding protein 34. The transcript is spliced from 6 exons. Gene Ontology annotation, molecular function: RNA binding. The record is from RefSeq and is a predicted model, not a curated record. NCBI's taxonomy places the organism in Eukaryota, Viridiplantae, Streptophyta, Magnoliopsida, Asterales, Asteraceae. Bases 40 to 1578 code for a protein of 512 amino acids.
GGUCGGUAGCUUUAAGCAUUCCACCACCUUCUUCAAGAAAUGGGGAAGAAACCCAAAGAAUCCCACCCUGAAAUCCCUAAUUCUUCUGCUUCAGUUUCAUCAGGCAGUAUUUUCAAAUCCCUUUUCGGUGGUGGUGUAGAAGAACCAGACGAUCCAACCUCUGUUUCGAUUUUCUCAGAUUCCAAUCCGUUCCGAAGUAAACACACCAAUGAAUCUCAAGUAAUUCCUGAAAAACUUCAGCAAGUUCUUCGAUUAGACAUCGACAGUCCACGUAAGAAUGACCCCCUGAUCCCUGAUUCUGCCAGUGAAGCGGUGAACAAGAGGAAAAGGAAGGAGAAAUUGCCCAACAACAAUGAUUCAGGUGAUUCUGACAUUGAAGGAGAGAUUAAGAAAUCAAAGGUGGAAAGUGGGUUUGUUGCAGAAAGUUCAAAGAGCACCAACUUUGAUGAGGAGAAGAAGAAGAAGAAAAGGAAGAGAGACGAGGUUGAGGCAGAGUAUGAGGAAAGAAAAUAUGGGGCCAUGGAUUUAGAUUUGAAGGAAGGUGAAGGGGUUAAAGGAAAAGUUGGGGAGAAAAGAAAGGAAUUGGAUAGGGGAGAGGAUCUGCUUGUUCCAAAAGAAGGAUUUGAUGAUGAAGAGAAGUUAUUGAGAACCAUAUUUGUUGGAAAUCUGCCAUUGAAGGUGAAGAAGAAGGCAUUGUUGAGAGAGUUCAGUCAGUUUGGAGAAGUAGAAUCUGUCAGAAUUCGGUCUAUUCCUUUGUUAGAUGACAAGACUCCAAGAAAGGGUGCUAUAAUCAAGAAGAAAAUCAAUGAUGCUGUUGACAGGGUUAAUGCAUACAUUGUUUUUAAGACGGAGGAUUCUGCUCAAGCCUCUUUGUCCCAUAACAUGGCAGUUGUGGGUGGAAAUCAUAUUCAUGUCGACAGAGCUAUCCCACCUCGCAAGAAAUUGAAGGGAGAGAAUGCUCCACUCUAUGACAGCAAAAGGACUGUAUUUAUCGGUAACCUUCCAUUUGAUGUGAAGGAUGAAGAACUUUAUCAGUUGUUUACUGGUUUUAACAAUCUGAAAGACAGCAUCGAGGCAAUUCGAGUCGUCAGAGAUCCUGGUACAAGCAUGGGAAAAGGCAUUGCUUAUGUCUUGUUUACGACAAGGGAAGCAGCAAAUACGGUUGUUAGAAAACAUAAACUGAAGAUUCGAGAUAGGGAGCUGAGGUUAUCUCAUGCCAUGAAAGCAAACUUGACACCAUCCAAGCAGAAGGAAUCAUCAUCAACCAACAAUUAUGAUUCCUCCAAGAAGCCAACUGCCGGCAACACCUCUUACCAGGGAAUACGGGCCAGCAAAUCCGGUGGCCAGAAGAAGUUUGCCACAAGAAUCGCUAAACCGGCCAGGACUGAAUCAAGAAGUGAAAAUACGGUCAAGCGAAAAGUGCGUUCUGAAAAGAGGCCUUCAGUUGCCGCUAGAAAGGCAGCAGCAAAUGCAGCUAGAACUGGCGGAGAUGGCAACAGCGGAGGUACAAAGCGCAAGCCAGAAAGCCGCACGCCACAGAGUAAUAGCCGAAACAAGAAACCUAGGAAAUUCAGGUAGGUGUGGUGUGUGUGUCCCAAACAGCAUGUUAUACUAAAGCCAGGAAAUUUGUAUACACUCUUUUACAUCGUUUAGAUUGCUUUAAUGUUUAUGGCAAAAGAAUUCAUUUGAUAUCA